CUGGGAGGCGGGCCGGCUUGACGCACGCACACACUCAUCCGCUUGGGCCACCUGUAGCCGCCGCGGGCGCGCCGCCGGAGAGCGCUUGGCACCGCAAGGGAAGCGAAGCCAACCAGCUGGGCAGGCGGGCAGUCUGCCUGCCGCACUCCGCCGAGAUCGCCACCCGGGCGGACCGGUUCCCCAGCCUCCCUGCCUUCUUGGCUGGCAGCUGGAGGAGGCUGGGAGGCUCCGGCUGGCGCUGCUUCGGAGCUGGAAAAGCCGAACCCCAUCCAGGAGGGAGGCGCGGCCGCCGCGGCGUCUUGACACUUCCGCGUUCGCCUUCGCAGCCGUCGAGGCUGGGAGCUCCACGAAGCGCGCCGGUGACCGCAGGCAGACACGAAGCCCUCGUCGCUCGCUCGGCCGGCCCUCGGCAUGGCCAAGAACACGUCGCUGCACUUCCGCGUGGUGGAGGGAAGGGACCUGCCGGCCAAGGACGUGUCCGGCACCAGUGACCCCUAUUGCAUCAUCAAGGUCGAUAACGAGGUGGUGGCCAGGACUGCCACAGUGUGGAAGAGCCUCAACCCUUUCUGGGGGGAGGAAUACACUCUGCACCUUCCAAUGGGGUUCCACAACCUCUCUUUCUAUGUUCUGGAUGAAGACACCAUUGGGCAUGACGAUGUCAUUGGCAAAAUCUCCCUCAGCAAAGACUUCAUCUCUUCCCACUCACGGGGCAUCGACAGCUGGGUCAACCUGAGCCACGUGGACCCCAACGAGGAAGUGCAGGGGGAGAUCUCGGUGGAACUUGAAGUGCUAGAGGAAGCGCACAGGCGGGUGAUUUGCUGCCAUGUCAUUGAAGCCAGAGACCUCGCUCCACGUGACACCUCGGGCACCUCAGACCCCUUUGCCCGCGUCCUGUGGAAUGGGCAGGUCCUGGAAACCGCGAUUAUCAAGAAGACUCGCUUCCCACGCUGGGAUGAACUGCUUGAGUUUGCCCUGGAGGAGGGAACCUCUGGGGAAACUCCUCUCAUUGUGGAAGUCUGGGACUGGGACAUGGUGGGCAAGAAUGACUUCCUUGGCCGGGUCGAAUUCUCUUUGGAUGUCCUGCAGAAGGCUCCUCCAAAAGGCUGGUACCGUCUGCUGCCCUUCCCCAGUGCAGAGGACGACGCUGGGGGGAAGUUGGGGGCCCUGAGGUUGCGAGUGCGACUUGCCGAGGAUAGGAUUCUGCCCUCCAAAUACUACCAACCCCUCAUAGAUCUGCUGGUGGAGUCCAUCCUGUGCCCACCAGAGGAGAAGGAUGAUGUCACACCAUUAGCCCUGCUGGAAGAAGUGUGCUCAGUGGAGAGUCGGCAAGAUGUAGCCACUAAGCUAGUGAAGAUCUUCCUUGGGCAAGGCUUGGUGGUCCCCUUCUUGGACUACCUGAACCUCUGCGAGGUUUCAAGAACUACGGAUCCCAACACCCUCUUCCGUUCUAAUUCCUUGGCCUCCAAAUCCAUGGAGCAGUUCAUGAAGGUGGUAGGAAUGCCCUACCUCCAUGAGGUGCUGAAGCCCAUCGUCAACCGGAUCUUCGAGGAGAAGAAAUACGUGGAGCUGGAUCCCUGCAAGAUUGAGCCAAGCCGGACCAGGCGGAUCUCCUUCAAAGGCUCCCUGUCCGAGGCCCAGAUCCGAGAGAGCAGCUUGGAGGUGCUGAAGGGAUACCUGGGGGACAUUGUGGAGUCCAUUGUGAGCUCGGCGGAGAAGUGCCCCUCUGCCAUGAGAGUGGCAUUCAAGCAGCUGCACAAGCGAGUGGAUGACCACUUCCCGGAGGCAGAGAAUCAGGUUGCCAAAUACCUCGCCAUCAGUGGGUUCCUCUUCCUCCGCUUCUUUGCCCCGGCCAUCCUGACUCCCAAGCUGUUCAACCUCCGAGACCUGCAUGCGGACACACAGACCAGCCGUACUCUCCUGCUCUUGGCCAAGGCGGUGCAGAGCAUCGGCAACCUGGGGCUCCAGCUAGGGCACGGCAAGGAGCAGUGGAUGGAGCCCCUGCACCCUUUCAUCCUGUCCAGCAUUGGACAUGUCAAGGAGUUCCUGGGCAGGCUCAUUGAUGUGGAUUCUGAGAAUGGAGCAAGUGAGAAGCAACCCUGGACACUCUUCCACCCUUCAGCCACCAUCAAGGAAGGCUACCUGAACAAGCGCAAAGCUGAUGGCCUCCACCUGGUCUCACGAUUCACCUUCAAAAAACGCUAUUUCUGGUUGAGCAAUGAGAGCCUCUCCUAUUCCAAAUCAGCCGAGUGUCAGGUGCGUACGUCCAUCCCUGUCCAGCGGAUCUGUGCCGUGGAGCGCGUUGAUGAGAACGCCUUCCAGCAGCCGCACAUGAUGCAGAUAACGACGCGUGACAAUGGAGGGCAGCUGUUUACUAUGUACAUCCAGUGUAAGAAUGUCAACGAGCUUAAUCAAUGGCUCUCCACCAUCCGGAAAGCGACGGUCUCGAAUGAGUGCAUGCUGCCUUUUUGCCACCCGGGGACUUUCCGUGGCAAUCGCUGGACUUGCUGCUUACAGACAGACCGUGCCAUUCGUGGCUGCAGCCGCACGCACUCUGCUGUGACCCUCGGCGACUGGAGCGACCCUUUGGACCCAGACGCUGAGGCCCAGAUGGUGUACAGGCAGCUUCUCUUGGGCAGAGACAAGCUCAGGUCUGUGGAAGGUGAUUUGCUGGGAGAAGUGCCUGGAGUUGUCAAGCACGGGGUCUGCCCACGAGCAAAGCAGUGGAGCCCAGAAAGAUACAAGCAGUCAGAAGAAGGCAGCAGCUGCCCACCUCUUAGAAGUUGUCCAGGAACUGGAGCAAGCCCACAAUGUUUUUGAGCACCAAGAAGAGGAAGAAAAGGCAGCGACUGACAGAGGACCCCACCACCCUUAGGUGGGAUCCCACUUGUGUUUUCUCUGUAUUGUAAUGAUGUGUUUACAUCUCUAGGGGAGGGGACUGGGAUCCUUCACUUGUGUUGCAAGUUAGAUAGCUUUGGAGCAAGGGUCUACAAUUAGUUUUUGAUUAGAGAGAGACGGGGGGGGCAAACCAAUGCCUUGCUGCUUUCUGGAUGAACCCAGUCCACAUUCUGUAUCGGGUGCCCAUCAGAUGCUGUUGGACUCCAAAUCUCAUCAUCCCCAGCCAGGAUUGCCAAUGACCAGGGAUGGUGAGAGUUGUAGUCCAACAUCUGGAGGGCACCAAGUUGGUUACCCCAGCCCUACAUGAAUCUUCACCCCUUGCUUGUGAUCCAGAAUAACAGGUCGUUCCUGAAAUGUGCCCUCUUGGCUCACUUUCUCCUUACAAGGGAGGUGCUCUUAGGCCAGUGUGAGUGUGCGUGUGUUUAUGUGUUGCAAAUCUGCAGAAGCACGAAUUGUGAUCUUGGGUGCAGCAUCCAGCCUAUCAUCCUGGGAGUCUCCACUUUUGGGGUUUUAUAAAGCAAGGAAGGGGAACCUGUGGCCCUCCAGAGAUGUAUUAGGACUCCCAGCUCCCCAUCAGCCCCGGCCAGCAGGACCAAUGGUGAGAGCUUGGGAUGAAAGGAUCCGCCAACUUUGGUUCUCUUAGUUUCUCAUUUUUCCAAUCUUCAAUUCAGUUUUCCACAAUUGUGCAGCAGCUUACGAUUUUUAAAUCCUCAUGAAAAUUCCUCAGCAUUUUAGUGUGAAUUUCUCCCAAUAAGCACAUUUUUGUAUGCAGUUUUGACUAAUGUGCACAUUUUUGCAAGCAUUUUCUCCUAAUAUAAUGCAGUUUUGUAUGCUAUUUUUGCUAAUAUAUUCAUUUUCAUGCUCACUUUUCCCCAGUACAUGCAUUUGCAUAAACGUUGUUUGGUUGGAGAAUUGCAUCACAAAUUUUAGACGAGUGCAAAUUUCAAAGGAUGGCUGAGUUUCAGUUCUCAUAUUGUUUCGGAAAGUGCAAAUUUGAUAGAGUUUGGCUGUAAAUGCAAACUGCAUCAAAUUUCUUCCCCAUCUCAAAUGAGGGAUGGUGGAAUUUGGAGUCCAGCAACAUCCGGGAGGACUCCAGGUUCGCCACCCCUUGCUUUAAGAGAACAAGUUUCUAACCCUUAUGAUUGCAAAGAUAGGCUCAAAAGCCUCAGGCAGUGCCUACUAAACGCUCAGAAGCCAAGCAGGUGACUGGCUGCAUAUAAAGUUUGGUGGGCACAGGUGCCCCAUUAUCCUGUUGCAAUAAAUUGUGCAGAAUUAAUUAAAGAAAAAAGAACCCUGGAAAAAAGUUAUGUGAAAAAAGAAAUUGCCCCCCUUCUCUGUCUUAUGAGGGCAGUGAUGGGGUCCUCUCAUCCUUAAAGUGUCACACCUGUCUUUACUGUAAAUGCAGGCAGAUGUGACUCACACGGGUAGUCUAGCGAAAGGGCCAGAAAUAGGCUACUCCCCUGAGGGCAGCGCAGGAUGAGCAAGCGGAAGCAGGUGUUUGUAAGCGGGCCAUCGCGUAGGGUGUUGUAUUGGCCAGCCUGCUGGCUGCCAGCCCAUCUUGAUAAACCAGGAUUGCGACGUGGCACAAAUUUGAUUCAGCUUGACAUGCGAACUGAAUCGAAUUUCUCGCCCAUCCCUAGCAUGAGUCGGAACCUUCCCAACCUUACCUGGAGAUGCCAUUGGGGAUUAAACCUGGGGUCUUCCGCAUACAAAUCAGCGGUUCCACCACUGAGUUACGGCCUAGCUUGUUGCUGGAGCAAUCUGCUGGACUCUGGGGCAGCGAAAAGGCCGUCUUUCCAGACUUCUGGCUUGUUUUUGCGGGCUGACAAAAUAACAGCCUCACUAACCACACUUUUGAGUGCAGCCCCAAGGCCCAGUUCUCCAGGGACGUCUGCUGAAAGCUGAUAGCCCACCAGUACUAAAUGGCCCCAUAAAUCAUGCCUUGCACCUGCACAACAGUCUCCCUUGGGGAAGCCGUAAGCCCUGGGAGAUGAAUCUCCUUUUCCUUCCUUUUCAACCACAUGAGAACUGCCCAGAAAUCUUGCGCCGUUUCUGAUCGUUCUGCAGCCCAAAUACUUCCAACAAGCCAGGCUCAGUCGCAUUGGCGAGAGCUAGGGAAGGAAUGAUCUGUCGAUUUCGGUUUCUUGUGUUUCCAAUCUUACAUUCAGUUCUCCACACCUCUGCAGCAAUUUGUGCUUUAAAAAAAAAAAAGCUCAUGAAAAUUCUUCAGCAUUUUUAGUGUGCAUUUCCCCUAAUCAACACAUUCUUGUAUGCAGCUUUGACUGAUAUACACGUAUUUGCAAGCCAUUUCUCCUAACAUAAUGCAUUUUUGUAUGUUAUUUUAACCAAUAUAUUCAUUUUUGUGCACACUUUCCCCUCAGAUAUGUGUUUUUUGUAAACAUUGCUUGGUUGGAAAUCUUCAUCACAAAAUUCAGAUAAGUGCACGUUUCAAAGGAUGGCUGUGCUCGGGUUUGCAUAUUGUUUUGGAAAGGGCAGAUUUGAUAAAUUCAGCUUGAAAUGCAAACUGAAUUGAAUUCCCCCCCCAUCCCUAGUUAGAGAAAGCAAGCAUGCCAGGGCAAAAUUGUGGUAUGAACGCAGGACAUUUUGGGCCCAGAAACCUCAGUUCAAAUUCCCAUCAUUCUGCUGUGAAGGGAACAGAUUUUGCAUCAGUCCUGCUCAACCUAGCCUACCUCACAGGGCUGUUAUGAGGAUUAAAAAGGGGGAGACCCAUGCACACCACCCUGAGCUCCUUGGAGGAAGAGAGUGAUGUAAAUCAAUAUGUCAGUAUUUGCUCUGUUUUCUUUCCAGGACUGGUGGCAUCACCUGGCAUCCUCAGGUAGUUGCAAGGGCCCAAACACUGCAUUAAGGCUCACUGGCUGGUCUUUGACUCUCUCGCCUGUCUUGCAGGCUAGUGGGAACAGUGGUUGAGAAGCCACCCACCAUUUUGAUUUUCCCACAGUGCCCUGAGUGCCCGAUAUAGCAGUGCUCCAGAGCAUUGCAUUAUGGGAAAAUUGAAAUGGUGGGUACCUUUUGAGCUGUUACUGCCAAGUCAAACCCACGUGGGAUUAGGGGGUUGGGUGGGAGAUCCCGGCACAGGUGACAGACUCCAUGCCAUUUUGCUGGGGGCUCUAUUGAACCAGGAUCCGGCUCUGCUCCUUUCCCAUUCUAGUAAAUUUAAAUUUCCCAUCUUACCAAUGAAAACCAGUUAAACUCCUAGGAUCUUGACACCCGCCAUGGACAAUUUAAAUUGGUUUUGAAUGUGUGGACAUAAACUGCAAUAUAUUUAAGUGUUUUGUUAUCUGUUUCUAAGUGUCGUUGCUCUCUGAGCCUCUGGGGAGGGUUUAAAAUAUUUAUUCCAAAUUAAAAAUAAA
Messenger RNA from Rhineura floridana, 6266 nucleotides. It is a transcript of the gene RASAL1, whose product is annotated as RAS protein activator like 1. The record is from RefSeq and is a predicted model, not a curated record. Gene Ontology annotation, biological process: negative regulation of Ras protein signal transduction; regulation of GTPase activity; cellular response to calcium ion. The transcript has 21 exons. Bases 412 to 2817 code for a protein of 801 amino acids. Gene Ontology annotation, molecular function: GTPase activator activity. Lineage: Eukaryota; Metazoa; Chordata; Lepidosauria; Squamata; Rhineuridae.